AUGUCUCGUGAUACCCUUCUUGAUGAUGAAAAGGUGUUGCGUGCCGAAGACAUCAGCACGCGUAGAUUCAACGACCGUGGAAAUCUUCGACCAGCGUUACGGCUCGAUGAAAACAAAUAUCCCGCCAUAUUGGGUGGUUCUGUCAUAAGGACGGUCCUUAUAGAACAGGGCGUUUCUCGGAAGGUAACCCUUAGCGCGAUUGACGCCGUUUUAUCGGAGAGGGCAUCCAACGCCUUUCUAGCGCAGCGAGGUUUUGCCACUGGACUGGCAGAAUGCGUGUAUAAAAACAGAGCUCAAGGAAACACGGUCUUCCCCGGGCCUAUGGCCACUACCGUCCAGGCCAUCAUUGGAGCUGUCUUCAAAGACAGCAGUGAAAACUUUACGGCCGUCGAAGGGGUUAUGAAGGCAUUGGGCAUCUCUUGGCCCGAGUGA
Molecule: messenger RNA, 432 nt
Organism: Talaromyces rugulosus
Lineage: Eukaryota; Fungi; Ascomycota; Eurotiomycetes; Eurotiales; Trichocomaceae
Exons: 2
Coding region: 1-432 (143 amino acids)
Biological process (GO): RNA processing
Molecular function (GO): ribonuclease III activity
Source: RefSeq, a predicted model, not a curated record